AUACGACAUGCGUUUUGAAAGUCACGUGCUGUUCUUUCUUGCACGUGUGAACACCAUCAAAAAGCGUUCUCUCCUCUCCUCUACUCUCUCUUGUCUUUCUCCAGCCAAAAUAUGAGUCUCGGCGAUGAUUUUCCUCUACAUUCAUACACCACCGAGCACGACUUCAUCGCCACCCUCAACUCCGCUUUCCAAUCCCUCAGUUUCAACAACACCACCACCACCAACAGCAAUCCCCAUGUCCUCUCCGAACCCAAAUCCAAACCCAAACCCAAAUCCAAAUCCAAAUCCAAAAAGCGUUCGGACCCACAUCACAACUCAGACGAAAACGACCCAUGCGGCCACCCCGAAAUCCAAGACAACAAGUGCAUCAACUGCAAGAAAAAAAUCCUCGACGACAACUUCGGCGUGUCGUUCAGCUACGUCCGCAAAGGCUUACGCUUCAGCCACAAAGAGAUCGCUCGCCUUCGCGACCUCCAAUCCCACGAGAAACUCAAGCACAAAAAGCUCGUCUUGGUUCUUGAUCUCGACCAGACCUUGAUCCACGUCACCACCUCAUCCAAAACCAAACAAUCCCAAACCUCGUCGUCUGGUAACGACCACUUCACAUUGAAUUCGCUUCAGAAGACAGUGAAACUGAGACCCUUCGUACGGCCUUUUCUUAAAGAAGCGAGUACGAUGUUUGAGUUUUACAUAUACACUACGGCAGACAAAGCUUACGCAUUGGAGAUGACGAGGUUGUUGGACCCAGAAAACGUUUACUUCGGUACGAGGAUUAUCUCUCGGGACGAUAGUCCUCGGAGUGACCAAAAGAGCCUCGACCUUGUUCUCGCCCCCGAACGAAUGGUUCUAGUACUUGAUGACACCGAGGAUGUCUGGUUGAAUCAUAGGCCUAACUUGGUUUCCAUUGAGAGAUACACUUACUUUGGUUCAAAUUCAAUCACCGAUGAGAGCGAAACCGAAGGCGCGCUUGUAAAGAGUCUAAGAGUGCUUAAACUGGUUCAUGGUUUGUUCUUUCACAAGAAAUUGGAGGUGGGUUUUGUGCAAAGAGAUGUGAGGGUGAUACUGCGAAUGCUACGUGGUGAGGUACUCAAAGGGUGUAAUGUGUUUAUUAGCAAUUUAGACUCGAGGGUUUGUGUUAUGGCGGAGGAGUUGGGUGCAAUGCGUGCUAUGGAGCUUGAAGAAUCGGUGACCCAUGUGGUUUCUUUGGUUGUGGGAUCAGAGGAGUGUCUGUGGGCUGAGCGGGAGAAGAGGUUUUUGGUUCAUCCCAGGUGGGUUGAAGCUGCCUAUUACCUGUUUGAAAGAAUGCCUGAACAGGAUUUUCCCAUUAGCCUCAAAAAGUUUAGUAAUGGAUGUGAGCUUGAGAACUCCUUUGUUUGCCCAAGACUUGUGUUUGUCUUGUUCCUAAUUGAUGUGGAAGCUACCAAUUGCGGUCUCCUCAAAGAAUCACUGGCAGUGAAUUGUUGUAUGUCAUGUUGCUUCUUCCCGAGACUAUUGUCAAUUUGUCAUUUGUCAUUUGUCGAUGAAGUCCUUCCAAAAACAGUUCAUUGGCAGUGAAGUUUGUGAGACUACACCUUGCUCACCUCGUUACAAAUAAAUUUAUCAUAAUACACCGGCCUAAUACUUUGUUUAAUAAUGAUUAUCAACUAAAACAUCUGAAAAUGAGUGAUUUGCAAUGAAAAUUAUAGUUAUGGGGGACUUUGUAGAGGACUAGGGCUCCUAGCCAGUUCAAUUCAGCGCAUGGCAAGUUUGCCAAUAUAUGAGGAUAGUCUUGCAUGUAGUGUUUUUGAAGAUUAAAUUCUAUAAAUACUUGUUGUAAACUCUUUGAUUUACUCCCUCCAAUAAGAAUAUGCCACAUCAU
Molecule: messenger RNA, 1858 nt
Organism: Quercus robur (English oak)
Lineage: Eukaryota; Viridiplantae; Streptophyta; Magnoliopsida; Fagales; Fagaceae
Product: RNA polymerase II C-terminal domain phosphatase-like 4
Exons: 2
Coding region: 112-1554 (480 amino acids)
Cellular component (GO): nucleus
Molecular function (GO): RNA polymerase II CTD heptapeptide repeat phosphatase activity
Source: RefSeq, a predicted model, not a curated record